AUGAGUCGUCCUCCCUCUUCCCAGGAGACAAGGGACAAUUUUAGAUCAUAUGUGAGGGCGGAGUUCCGCAAAUAUCUCUCGGUUAGCAAAAAAGAUUUCAGCGCAAUAGAGUAUUUACUGCGCAAAGGCAACCGGCAGCUUGAAAUGUAUUCUUCUCCUGGGAUUCGGAACAUCCGAUCUGCACUGAACAUGGCUUUCUUCCCCCGCGUCGCCAACGACUUCGCGCCUUUGUUCCGGCUGCUCAAUGACUAUGAUGUGCAUCGUUCCAGCUGCCAAAAGAACAAGGCUGUACCGGUCCGCUCGUUCACCCCUCGCUUUGAUGUCUAUGAAAGGAAUGAUUGCUAUCAUCUUGACGGCGAGCUACCCGGUGUUGACCAGAACAACAUUGACAUCGAGUUUACCGAUCCUCACACGUUAGUCAUUAAGGGCCAUGUCCAACGCAACUACAGCAAUACAAUGCCCGAUGACAAUGAAAUUACCGAUGAUGCCUCAUCCAUAAGGUCUCUCCAACCCACAGUCGAAGAUGAAGAAGAUGAAGAACCACCCAAUGCCACGGUAUCUGCUGGUUCACCAACACACAUCAGCACCGCCCCCCCAAAUAAAGCAACAGUGCAUCAAGAGCAAUCAUCCAGUGGCCCUGCCUACAAGUAUUGGGCAUCGGAGCGGUCAAUUGGUCAAUUCCACAGAGUGUUCACAUUCCCAACAAGAGUGGACCAAGAAGCAGUCCGGGCGAGCUUGAGAGACGGAAUCCUCUCAGUGAUUGUGCCCAAGGAGCCGGUACAAAAAAUGAAAAAGGUUCGGAUUGAGUAA
Molecule: messenger RNA, 810 nt
Organism: Aspergillus tanneri
Lineage: Eukaryota; Fungi; Ascomycota; Eurotiomycetes; Eurotiales; Aspergillaceae
Exons: 3
Coding region: 1-810 (269 amino acids)
Biological process (GO): protein folding; response to heat; response to hydrogen peroxide
Source: RefSeq, a predicted model, not a curated record